AUAAACUCAGCAUGAAGCUGUCAAUCAUUUUCUGCCUGCUCUGUGUCGCUUCAGCAGCAGUUCAGGAUUUAAACUGGCACAUGCAGCCUGCAGCCGGCAGGUUUGGAGACCAGGGACCAGACCAGCUUGCAGUCCAGGAACCAGCAGAUGUCCUCCAGGAGAAGCAGUCUUUCACUGAACCAUUGUCUUGGAGAUACCCGGCUCCACCGGCUGAAGAGGCGCCUCUGUUCCCUCCAGACUUUAAGCUGAAAGUACCAACAGCAGCUGACAGCGUCAGCGUCGUCUGCGGGGAGAGUUCCGUUCGGGUGGAGGCCAAGAAAGACCUGCUGGGGAUCGGCAAACCUGUGCAGACUGCAGACGUCACGCUGGGAGGAUGUCCUGCCACAGCGGAAGAUCCCGAAGCUCAGGCACUGGUCUUUGAGUCAGAGCUGCAUGGAUGUGGCAGCCAGUUGCUGAUGUCUGAGGACUCGUUCAUCUAUGCCUUCACGCUGCUCUACACUCCCAGUCCUCUAGGAGACAGUCAAAUCGUCCGAACCAGAGACGUCACAGUCAACAUCGAGUGUCACUACCCAAGGAAGCAUGAUGUGAGCAGCAGGCAGUUGGUGCCAACCUGGACUCCAUUCAGUGCCACCAAAGCUUCAGAGGAAAGUCUCUACUUCUCCUUCAGACUCAUGACUGAUGAUUGGCAGUUCUCUCGUCCAUCCGCUCAGUUCCUGCUGGGAGAUGUGAUGAAGUUUGAAGUUUCGGUCAAACAGUUUUAUCACAUCCCUCUCAGAGUGAUGGUGGACAGCUGUGUGGCCACCACGGUCCCAAACGUUGACACCGUCCCUCGAUAUACCUUCCUGGGAAACAACGGGUGUCUGUUUGACAGUCAGCUGACAGACUCAAACUCUCAGUUCCUUCCUCGGUCUCAGGACGACAGACUGCAGUUUGAGGUGGAGGCGUUCAGGUUCCAGCAGGACCACAGCGGCAUGAUCUACAUCACCUGUCAUUUGAGAGCCACAGCAGCUCCUGCAGCUGUUGAUGCCACCAGCAAGGCCUGUUCAUUUUCCAAUGGGUGGAGGGAGGCCAGCGGCAGCCAUGAAGUCUGUACCUGCUGUGAUACAGACUGUGGGACGGGAAGCCAGAGUCACCUGACAGGAACAGGUGCUCAGUGGGAACAGGAAAUGGCUGUUGGACCAAUCAUAGUGAAGGACAGACCUCUCCGGUGAAAACAAAAUCCAAACUUUAAAAUUAAAUGACUUAAACUCUUAUAUCCUUAUGAAAAAUGGAUUCAUGUUGUGGUUAUUCCAUGGUGCUGUGGUUAAAUCAGAAGACACACAGUACAACUGAGUUUCUAAAUUGCUGACAAUGCUGUUGGUCCACGUUGCAGAAAAGUUUUUUUUAACUUUAAAUGAAACUUUAAAUGAUUUUUAACUUAAUGAAUAAUGAAUCUAUGGUGCUGUGACCAUAAAACAAGUUCAACUGAGUAUUUUUGGAGGGUAUUUUAUUUUUUUCCCCCAUUCAGUUUUAUAUGGAUUUUGCAUGACAAGUGGCCCAACACAGAAGUGAGAAAGCUGGCUAGAAAACAAAAACCUGCAUGACAUGCUAAUGUAGCAGAGAUAAGGAAAACAAUGGGCUAAUGGAGCACAAAUGAGGAAGCAAAUGGGCUUGUCGCUGCCUGUACUGUGCAUGUGCAACUCUUAAUGGAGACGAGACAGAAACAAGUUGGCAUUUAGCUCGGGGAAAAAAUGUCAUUGUCAUUCAUGCAACAUUGUUUUUGUGGGGAGCGUACCUAUGUUCCCCCGGGUCCUAUGUUCCCCGCUUUGUAUGGGACUGGGGAACCCGAACCCUAACCUUAGCGGGGAACAUAGGGAUGACCCCGUUUUUGUGCUAUUAGCAUGUUAGCCUCCUUGAUUGCUCCAAACCUCCAGGUUUUGAAGCCAAUUUGACAUAGUGACAAAACCGUGUAAUUAGAGCAAUGGCAUCUGUCAAAUGAUACACACUGCGCAAUAAGGCUUUCCUCCAUAAUGUUCCAUUGGAAAGGAAGUGGCUGUAAAUUUGUGGAUGUCUCAACCCUGCAAAAUACUCAGUUUGAUCCAUUGAGUCCAAUUACAUUUGAAAACUCUAAGAGCCGCCCAAUUCAAUCAUUUUAUCAUUCAAGUUAACAGAGUGCUAAAUUGGAGGUCUGUAGUGCAUAUGCAUUUAUCCAGAUAAUUCCUUUGCAGCGAGAAAUGGCUUUUUCGGCUUA
Dicentrarchus labrax (European seabass) is the source of this 2230-nucleotide messenger RNA. Its product is annotated as zona pellucida sperm-binding protein 3-like. Gene Ontology annotation, molecular function: acrosin binding. Gene Ontology annotation, cellular component: extracellular matrix. The record is from RefSeq and is a predicted model, not a curated record. Gene Ontology annotation, biological process: binding of sperm to zona pellucida; egg coat formation; positive regulation of acrosome reaction. The transcript has 9 exons. The coding region runs from base 12 to 1211 and encodes 399 amino acids. Lineage: Eukaryota; Metazoa; Chordata; Actinopteri; Moronidae.